CACAACUUACAUCCAAUCAGAGUCCUGUUUACUUUAACAGCCAACCAAUCAAAUCGCCGUUGCUACCGGCCUGACGGCGGCCAUCUUGUGCAACAACAAGUGUCAGAAAGGAGGUGUUGUUUUUCCAGCCUUGAAGGGAGGAAAUGUCAAAUUUUAGGCAUUUCAGCAACCUUCCAUGAUGUGAUACCAUUUCUGCAAUAAAGACUCAAGACAUUGCAGACCUGAAACAGUGAAUGUGUUUCUUUCAUGAAAGGACCAGCAAGAACAGAAGAUCUGGCAGGCAAAAACCAAAGAACACAACAACAAGCUUACCAUCAUGUGUGUACCAACACAGUAGAUUAACCUUACUGUGAGAUAGCCGUGCAUUUGAGAUCUUACAAACACUGCGAGACAACAACAGCGACUUUUCUCACAAGUAUGUAACAUGAAGGGUGCCAGGAUGCCCACUACCAGGACUCCAUCAGGCAGAACAGCCGGGUCACGACCUCUGGGGUCUACCCGCCAUUCCCAGCCCCCCAUGUUCCCACCCGUGGCGCAGUACAAACUGAACACUGCACGGACACCCCAGUAUUCCCCACGGUCCAUGCCGGCCGGGAUCUAUGGGGUGGGGAUGGGGGUUCCCGCGGACUCCUCGCCCCAGCCGUCGCGACCUCCCACAGCCAAGCAGGAAGUGAGGAUAGAGGAGAGGAUUGUGUAUAUAGAGAGGGAAAAGGACAACACUAGAGAAAAGGAGCUUCUGGAGAGAGAAGAAAAGAACAAGCAGAAGAUCAGCAAGUUGGAAAAGUUGAUAGAACAGCUGAGGUCAGAAAUCAGACAGAGACAAGAGGACAUCGAAGACCUACAGCAGCAACUAGUAUCUAAGGCAGAACAGUAUAACAAUGAACUUGAGCUGGAGAGACAGGCCCACGCUGCCACCAGACAGGAGUUGGAGAAGGUUCGAGAGGAGCUGGCACAGAAGGAGGCUUUAAUACAGGAGAUAAAGGCUCUACAUGAGGCAGAGAUGGCCAGGAUAGAGGAACAGCUACAACAGAGGAUGUCUGAGAUGGAGGAGACCCAUAAGAAGGAGCUGGCAUCUCGAGAUGAGGCACUAAGGAGGCUCAAAGAACACAUGGCCAGUGCCCUACAGGAUAACUCCAGUGAGAGACAACGGCAGCUGGAGGACCUGACUAAGGAGCUGAAGAAGAUGUCUGAGGAAACAGAGAUGCUGAAGAGCAAAUUGAAAGGCAUGAUCGCCAAAAAUAAGGGUCAUGACUGUAAGAACUGUGCAGUACUGAGUGAACAGAUUCAGAAGAUCCAGUUGCAGCUCAGGUUAAAGGACAAGACUAUAGAAGAGAAGGAGAAGGGCCUGCUGGAGCUCAAGCAGCUAUGUAUCAAGUUUGAGAAACAACUCAUGCAACAGGACAAGCUGUUACAGGAAUGGCAGGUGUAUUCAGAGCUGAGUGAGAGAGUCAGGAAGUGUUAAACAACUUGCACCUAAAGCUGCCACAAUAUAAAAAUCAAUGCAUGUAGUGUUUUUGUCACAGUGCCCGGUUACAAUUUAAAGGGAUAUUUUCUUAGAAGUGACAUCGACUUUUAGGAAUAAAACUUUCUCUACCAGAAGCUCCAUCAUAUUUUUGUAAAAGAGUUUGUGAGUCAGAGGAAUCAUGGCUGCCAUACAUUGAUCUCAGAGAAUCUUGGUUGUUGUUUAAUUUGUUUUUGUAGUUUUGUUUUUUAAAUUUAUUUCUACUUUUUGUGAUUGUAACACUUGACAACACUACUACUUUUGAUACAUCCUGUUGAACAAUAUGUCAUGUGUUCAACCUUCUCUACAAGUACUUCUAAGUUCUCUUUGUUCAUAGAUUCUAUAUGGAUCAUUGUGGAAACACUACUUUUCAUCUGUGUACUAGCUGAGUAACAAUUUGGCUGUGCCAGUGUGAAAAGUACAGAAUGAAAUGUACAUACAUUAUGUCUUUUGAAAUUAAUGGCAUUGAGAAGUUUUACUUUACAUUUUCAAUCAUGCCAUUCCAGUAUUAAGAUAUUAGUCACAAAGGCUGUAAAAUACCAACAUGAAUAUCUUAUCAGGGCAGUCAAGGAGGUUGAAAGAGGGGAACCUGUUUCA
This is a messenger RNA of Branchiostoma floridae (Florida lancelet), 2098 nucleotides long. Its product is annotated as A-kinase anchor protein 9-like. The record is from RefSeq and is a predicted model, not a curated record. The transcript is spliced from 8 exons. The coding region runs from base 425 to 1462 and encodes 345 amino acids. NCBI's taxonomy places the organism in Eukaryota, Metazoa, Chordata, Leptocardii, Amphioxiformes, Branchiostomatidae.